Molecule: messenger RNA, 2736 nt
Organism: Penicillium atrosanguineum
Lineage: Eukaryota; Fungi; Ascomycota; Eurotiomycetes; Eurotiales; Aspergillaceae
Exons: 1
Coding region: 1-2736 (911 amino acids)
Molecular function (GO): triacylglycerol lipase activity
Source: RefSeq, a predicted model, not a curated record
AUGGCCUCAAUCUCUGCCGACCGUCCUAUUACGGCGGGCCCUGCGACCACCGCUGCGAAUUCAGAUUCCUCCGGUCGCCCACAGAAACCACAGGAAUCGUGGACGUCCGAUUCCUCGGGGAAUGCGGUCGCAUCCGAAUCACCACUACACUAUUCGUCCUUUUCCAGCUCCGACAGCGACGAUCCGCUCCAUUCUUCCAAUGAAGUGGACGAAGACGAUGCCAGCGACGUGGUGGGAGUCAGUAUUGGGCGCGCCCAGAGCCGCAUGAAAGCCCGCGCAACCCCCGCCGAAGAGAAAAAUAGAGCGCUAGAAUCGAAUGGUGGAUACUUUUCGGCAAUCCCGGAUCCUAUCAGCGAAGAUGGCUUGUUCGUCUCUCAGCUCACGGCUGAACCUGAGCAGGUGGAGCCGAGGGCUUCUCCCCAAGUGCAGACGAAGCAUCCUGCCGCGCGCUCAUCAGUGGAUCACCGCACGCCGCGAGGCCCUCACACUGAUCAGCCGGUGGCUAAGGAGACGGGCAGCCAUCGGUCGAGUUUCACCCGCUCACUACUCAAGACUUCCUUGCCCAAACGCCCACGUGCUUGGUCAGGGGAGUUGAAGAGGUUCCUGCCUGACUUGGGAUCGUUGACCAAGGUACCGUCCCUUUCCUUCCGGGGUAAUGCGCAGAACCGGGCACGCAGUCAGACAACGGAGGGCUCGAGUAAACGGAUACCAGGCCAAGAAACCAGAGCAUGUUCGCUAGACCGGAGAAAGCCACCCUCCCCGCAAGCAACAACCAAUGCCAGCCCUUAUGAAGACGAAGAUGAUGCGCGAUCCAUUUCAGAGCUACAGCCGCUCGAUGGCAGCUCGGCUGUAAAACAUUCAUACUCCAGGCGGCCCAGUGCGACACCAAAGCGACCAGCGAGCCUGCGGCGAUCUUCUUCCGAUCAAUCAUUGUAUUUGCGGGCAUCCUCGACUGCCUCGUCGUUAGAACAGCGACCGCUAUAUACGAAUGUCCAUUCACAGGUCAACAGCCGCUUCAAGGCGAUCAAAGACAGCUUGCAGGAUUCCAGUAGCCGGCUCCUUAGCAUGCCCAGUCUGCACUUGCAAGAUAUUCGCGGCGAUUGGGCCAACCGGCCCUUCUUCAACGAGAACGGCUUCAUUUCGAACAGUUCAGGCGAAAAGGGCGUCAAUGGACACACAACUGCACCCCCACCUCCACCUCCCCGAAACCAUCCUCAAUCGACGCAUCCAAUUCUGGAAGAAGCCAUGGGAGAUCUUGUAGGCGAUGUCGUGAUUCUAGGAGGUUACCGAGGCUCGAUUCUGCGGUCUGCUAAGCCGCCACACCGACAGCUUUGGGUGCCGAUGAAGGUUGGACUGAACCUGCGAAAGGUGGAUCUGGAAGUCGGUUUGACUCGAGAGGACGAAGAGCGCAUGGAGGAGACCAUCAUCCCCUCUGGCGUACUGUCCCACGUUGGUCCCGUGGAUGUUUGUCGCAGGUUGAUGAAGCGGCUGCGCAAGUGCGACAAUGCCAUCCGCGGCGACAUGCGCGUCUGGGACUACGGAUACGACUGGCGUCUCAGCCCUGACCUGUUAUCCAAACAGCUUAUCGAGUUCCUGGAACGCUUACCAUGCAACCGGGGCUCGUCAGAUGGCAAACUCCCAAGCCGGCGCGGUGCGACGGUCAUCGCUCACAGUUUAGGCGGACUCAUUACUCGGCACGCUGUGAAUCAGCGACCUGAUCUCUUCGCGGGCGUCGUGUAUGCGGGAGUACCGCAGCACUGCGUCAACAUCCUCGGUCCGCUCCGCAACGGCGAUGACGUCCUACUCAGUUCGCGGGUUCUAACCGCACAAGUCAACUUCACCUUCCGAACGAGCUUUGCCCUACUCCCCGAAGACGGCCACUGCUUCAUCGACAAACAGUCCAAGGAAGAAUUCCGUGUGGACUUCUUCGACCCCAAGAUGUGGGAGGAGCACCGCCUCUCCCCCUGCUGUGGCCCCGCCCUCCCUCCAGCAGGGAGCCGAGGCUUCAAAGAUUUCGCCAACAUCAGCAAGCGUUUCUCACUCGGUGCUCGCGACGAAUUGAACCUCAACGAGCUAGACCUCAACGAUACAAACACUAGCACAGAAGACGAUAACCCCCAUCGCAUCGGCCACCUCCCUCAUUCCUCCACCGCUCCAGCCAACACAGCCUUCUCAUCAUCCGAUAAAGUUGGCGAUAAAGUCGGCGAUAAAGUGGACAAAGCCCAAGACAAAGCCAGCGAAGCCAUCCCCAGCGUCGACGGCCUCGUCGGCCCAAACCCGAACCCACGCGGCAGCGCAGGCGCGAGCAAAGCCUCAACAACCUGUACAAUCCCCCACGCUGUAGCAAUGGAGUACCUCCAACGUACCCUGGCGGAAAUCAAGCGCUUCAAGUACGAGACGGAAUUCCAACCCUCUCACCAAAUGGAGAACCAGUACCCGCCUGCCGCCGUGCUCUACGGCAAGAGCGUGCCGACGGUAUACGGUGCGCGUGUCACCUCGCGCGAGGCGAUCAAGCGUACGGAUUGCUACGAUGAUCUUGCUUUUGCGGCGGGUGAUGGUGUUUGUCUUGCUUCGGCGGCUAUGUUGCCUCCUGGGUAUCGGAUUAUCAAGCACGGUCUCGUGAAGAGUGAUCGUGGACAUGUUGGAUUGCUUGGUGAUCUUGAAGGUGUGGGACAGUGUUUGCGGGCUAUUAUUCGGGGUCGGAAAGAGGGUGUUGGGUUGGGGAAUUCGAAGUGA